This is a messenger RNA of Pelodiscus sinensis (Chinese soft-shelled turtle), 2936 nucleotides long. It is a transcript of the gene BABAM2, whose product is annotated as BRISC and BRCA1 A complex member 2. Gene Ontology annotation, biological process: double-strand break repair. Lineage: Eukaryota; Metazoa; Chordata; Testudines; Trionychidae. The record is from RefSeq and is a predicted model, not a curated record. Gene Ontology annotation, cellular component: BRISC complex; BRCA1-A complex.
CUGCAGUGUCCCGCCAUUAUCUCGCUCCUUCCCCUUUCCGUCCCCCAUGACCACCCUCUCAACUCCCUGUUCGCUGCGGCACUGGGAGAGGGGAUAUUCCUACAGGCAUGUGCACUAGCUCCCUACGGUUACGCUAAAUUCUCCUUCCCCCUCCCAAAAUCUCGCUCUCGUGCGCCCGGUAACAGCGGACCAGGAGCGCGCACGCCGCAGGCAGGGGGCGCGCCCGUAGGUCAGAGGGUGCCGGGGUAAGGCGCGUGCCUGCGGCUGUUGCCAAGGCUUUUUCUGCUGCCCCGUAGUGAUUGCAGAGUUGAGUCCAGCAGGAAAGAAGAGAUAAUGUCUCCUGAAGUUGCCUUGAACAGAAUUUCACCAGCACUUUCUCCAUUCAUUUCCAAUGUGGUUAGAAAUGGAAAAGUAGGACUGGAUGCUACUAACUGUCUAAGAAUUACAGACCUGAAAUCCGGGUGUACCUCUUUGACACCUGGACCCAGCUGUGAUCGGUUUAAGUUGCAUAUUCCAUAUGCUGGAGAAACCCUCAAAUGGGAUAUAAUUUUCAAUGCCCACUACCCAGAGCUGCCACCAGAUUUUAUCUUUGGAGAGGAUGCUGAAUUCCUGCCAGAUCCCUCUGCUUUGCAUAAUUUAGCCUCCUGGAAUCCUUCAGACCCUGAAUGCCUCCUGCUUGUUGUGAAAGAGCUUGUCCAGCAAUAUCACCAAUUCCAAUGUAGUCGAUUACGCGAGAGCUCUCGCCUCAUGUUUGAAUACCAAACUUUACUUGCGGAACCCCAGUAUGGAGAGAACAUGGAAAUUUAUGCUGGCAAAAAAAACAACUGGACUGGUGAAUUCUCAGCUCGCUUCCUUUUGAAGUUACCAGUGGAUUUCAGCAAUAUUCCCACAUACCUUCUCAAGGAUGUGAAUGAAGAUCCAGGAGAGGAUGUUGCUCUUCUUUCAGUCAGUUUUGAGGAUACAGAAGCUGCUCAAGUUUUUCCCAAGCUAUAUCUGUCCCCGCGUAUUGAACAUGCUCUUGGAGGCUCCUCUGCCCUUCACAUCCCAGCCUUUCCAGGUGGAGGCUGUCUCAUUGACUAUGUGCCACAAGUGUGCCAGUUACUAACUAACAAGGUACAAUAUAUUAUUCAAGGAUAUCAUAAGAGAAGGGAGUAUAUUGCAGCUUUUCUGAGUCACUUUGGAACUGGUGUGGUGGAAUAUGAUGCAGAGGGCUUCACAAAGCUCACACUGUUACUGAUGUGGAAAGAUUUUUGCUUCCUUGUUCACAUUGAUCUACCCCUGUACUUUCCUCGAGACCAGCCAACUCUAACAUUUCAGUCAGUCUAUCACUUCACUAACAGUGGACAGCUAUAUUCUCAGGCCCAGAAAAACUACCCGUACAGCCCACGCUGGGAUGGCAAUGAGAUGGCCAAGAGAGCAAAGGCUUAUUUCAAAACGUUUGUCCCUCAGUUCCAAGAGGCAGCUUUUGCGAAUGGAAAGCUGUAGGAAACAGUUGGUCUGGAGAAGAUGCAGACAGAUUCUUACAUUCACGUGCAUGUGAGCCCCAAGAAGAAUUUUUGGAAGUGGGUUGGAAUCUUUUUUUUCCCCCCUCUGGAAUAGUUUUAAUCACCACAGACUUCAUUAAUUCUAUAAAACAAGGACCCCAUCUGUCUUAUUCUAAACUGAGUAUUUGAUACCCUUGCAAUCCUCUCCUACCACCACCAUUUCUUUUUAUGGCCACUGGAUUAAAUUAAAACCUUAGUGUUUAGAUGUGAUACCGUUUCCCUGUGACAACAAUGUCAUAUGCAAUACCUUGUGUCAGAAAUCCUUGUCUUUCAUGAGUUGUUAAGAAAUGAAUUUUUUCAUACCAGUAUUCUGUUGUUCUGAACCUUUGUAUAUUUUGCUUAUCGAUUUUCAGGAUAUCCUAAGAAUAUAUAACAUUGCCAUAUUUUUCAAAAAUGUCUAAUAGAUUAUAUAAUGCCAUGUUCUGCCUCUGAUAUGUGCCUGUAUUUAUGGUUCUUAUUGACAUAUGUCUGAGUGUGAGUUGCAAUAUUUAAUUACUCACUGCUUUUCAGAUGUGUCUUAUGUCGGCAUGGGAAUAUUUUUUUAAUAUUUCAGUUGAAAACUCAUCCUGCGUUGAAUUCAGUGUCUUUAUGUUCUAGUUUACUUCAGGUAAUACAAUUUAAGGUGGCUUUCUAAUUGAUAUUCAUUGCUGUUACCAAGAAAGGUCUAUUGCUUUAGCAUCAAAUGCUCAAGUAACCAGUUGUAUAAAUUAAGGUAACAAAAUAGAGCUCCUGCAUAGACCUAUAUAACUCUGUCAAGUAAUGUAAAUACAAUUAAUGAAACAGGCCUUUAGCAAGGAAUUAUUGGAGUCUUUGAAGGCAACAAGCAAUAAUUCAGGGGAUCAGAUUUCUUUAACCUAAGACUUGCAGAUACAUUCAGCAUAUAUAUUUAAAGAAUUGAUGAACAGACAUAAUGGAAUGCAUCCGUUUUUUUCUAGUGCUGUAAUGAUAAAUGAAGAAUUCCAGCUACUCAUCUUCUCCUUCUUGUGAUAUAUUAGAGCAGGCCAUAUAUAGCUGACUCUUCUGGUGUCACUUCCCAAAUUAAGUUGUAGACAGACAUGGGUACUUUCCAGGAUUGAAUAAAAUAAAAUGUUGUUAUAAAUGGCAUACAGAAAAAGUACCUUCUGCUAAAUGUUAGGGAACUGGACUGAUGAGCUAUGACGAAGACAUAUUAGUGAAAAGUAAUAUAUCACUGUUUCUGCUAAUGUUAUUAAAUCUGUAUACAACUUUUAAUUGAUUUGCAAUAUUACCAGAAUUUUCAUGUAACUUGGGAUUUUUAAAGAAAAAUAUUGUUUACUAGAAUCACUGUGUCCAAGGUUACAUGUAUGAUCCUUAUAAAUGAAAUUUUCAUAAUGAAUACAUUCUGUUAGUCUAGUUUCCCUGAGAAACUACCAA